AUGGUCAAGUUAGAUAAAAACGCUGUAUUGGAAUAUGCUACCUUCAAAGUUCCUUACGAGGAACUCAAUAUGGAAUUUCGUCGGGGGCACAAGAAUAUGGAGAGGGUUGGUGCUGGGUUAAAAAGAUCGAUUGCUGCGUUACGUAGCGCUUUGUCUGAGAAGGAUGGAUGCGUUUCGGUCGCUACCGCUCGUGAAGCUUUUCGCGAUUUCAAAUCGAAACUCGAACAACUUGAUGUGGCGAAAAAAGAGGCAGUGAGAAAGCAACGGCAGUUUAUCAAGAAUAUGCAAAUGCGGAUUCAGUUUUUGCGAAAUGAGGAUAUAUCACAUGAAAAAGCACAAAGAGAACUCGAGAUGUGGCGACGUGAUCGUCAGCAAGUGGCAAGACUCAUUUGUUCGCAGAUGUUGAGAUGUGGUCAUGUGGAGAGUGCAAAAGCAUUGGCAAAUGAAGUGGAAAUCACCAACAUGGUGGAUUUGGAGGUUUUUGCCAAAGUUGAACGGGUUAUCAAUGCAUUAUUGAAUAAGGAUACGACACCAUGCUUGGAAUGGGUCGGGGAACACAGAUCAAAAUUGAGACGAAUGGGUAGCAAGCUCGAACAAGUUGUGCGAGUUCAGAACGCUGUCGAAUUGGUCCGUGAAGGACGAGUAAAAGAUGCUUUGAUGUAUAUCAGAAAACAUCUGGGCACCCUGAAGGAUGGUUGGUGUGAGGAUGCCAUGAAACUGAUGGGGCUGAUUGCAUUACGAGGGCAUAAUGACAUCCCUGCUUACAAAGAACUGCUCAGCGACCACCGUUGGCAGAGACUGGCUGACUUGUUCCGCGAAGAAGUAUUUGCUUUGUAUCAGCUCCCGCACCAGUCCGCUUUUGCCAUGUGUCUUCAGUGCGGCCUCAGCGCAUACAAAACACCGCAUUGCUCCCCAGGUGGAGUGGAAAGAUGUCCUACUUGUCAACCAUGUGCUUACGCUUUGGCUGAAGGUCUUCCAUAUGCUCAUACCGUCAACUCAAGGCUCAUUUGUGCUUAUUCUGGUGAGGCGUUGAACGAAGAGAAUCACCCAAUGAUGAUGCCUGACGGUAGGGUCUACGGAGAAAAAGCCAUUCGUGAGCUGCAGGUUGACAACAUGGUACGUUGUCCCAGAACCGGCGCUAUGAUCCCCAUCGAGCAAGUUUUGAAAUUGUACGUUCUUUAAAACCCUCGGCGUUUUUUCCAUAUGUGCCAAUUAUUUUUUUCUAACAAAUUUGAAAAACGGAAAUUAGACCUUUAUUUCGUUCGUUAUUCAGUGUAGGUUCUCGUAGUAUUUUUUGGUUGGUUUAUGUUAUUUUUUCCGACAAGCUCUAUUUCUCUUGGCUAACGUCGAUUUUGUUUCAAAGACCAUAUGUCACUAACAUUCAAUAAAGUGCAUAUACAUUCUUAUAGUAGUACAAAA
Cylicocyclus nassatus is the source of this 1419-nucleotide messenger RNA. The record is from the annotation of a GenBank genome assembly. Lineage: Eukaryota; Metazoa; Nematoda; Chromadorea; Rhabditida; Strongylidae.